GCAGCAGCCAGCCCCGGUGAGCGUGAGUCCGUGAGCCGUGAGCCAGUCCCAGCCGACUUUCCGAGGCGAGUGGUGUUGCACCGUGCCGUGCCCGCGCCGCCAAGCACCGCGGAGGGAGCUGAGGUGACUGGCACCGCUCCGCACCGCGACCGGACGCGACAGCUCGCGAAGCGCGACCCGCGCCUCCCGCACGGAUUACUGACCCCGCACAUCCCUUUGGAUUACCGUUCGUUUGUUCAGUUGUUGUCGUGCUCCUUGAUUGUGAUUCCACAUCAGUGCCAGUGCAGUGCAGUGCAAGUGGUGCAAAUAGUGAAGUGAGUGCCCCUGUGACACGGAUAUCACCACGCUGUGUGUGUAUGUGUGUGUACCUCUGUGUGUUUACCCUCCCUUCCCUAUCGGAGCUACUGCCCCACCGCGCCCUGCGCGUUCUAGCCACCUGUUCGCCGGGACAGGACUUGAAGGCUCCCCAGCCUCACGGUAAGGCGUAGCACGGCGUAGCGUAGCGCGGUGCAGCGUUGCCGCUCCGGCGCCAGGAUGCUGACCCGGGCCCGGGCCUAGCGUAGCCCAGCGCAUGGCGUAGCGCUCGACAACACCGCCAGCAGCGUCCAACGGGACAGCUUCGACGACCACCCGGACGUCGGCGUCGACGUCCACCCCUACCUCGCUCACUCUGCCGUCCAGGAUGGCCUCCCCCCGCGGCGGGGACGCCGCCACGCCCAUCUGCAGGUGCCGCGUGCUGUACCUGGGCUCGGCCGUGCCGCACGCCAGCAAGGACGGGCUGCAGGGCAUCCAGGGCCCGCUGCGGGAGCUGUACCCCGAGGGAGGCGCUCGCGGUGCCCGCGGCAUCGACUCGUGGCUCAGCGUCUGGAGCAAUGGGCUGCUCCUGGAGAACGUGGACGAGAACCGGCAGGAGGUGACGCGCUUCUUCCCCAUCUCGUCGCUGCACUACUGCGCCGCGGUGCGCCACGUCCUGGUGCCCGAGAAGGGCGGCGAGGCUAGCAGCCAGCCGCGCUUCCUGCCCCUGGACUCGCCCUUCGCGUCGGCGCCCAGCCCCGUGCACCCGCCGCUAUUCGCCGCCAUCCUGCGCCGCACCACGGGCAUCAAGGUCCUCGAGUGCCACGCCUUCAUCUGCAAGCGCGAGGCGGCCGCCAACGCCCUGGUGCGCUGCUGCUUCCACGCGUACGCCGACUCCUCGUACGCCAAGCACAUCGACGGCCAGUCCAACGGGCAGGCCAACGGGUCGGUGUACGGCACUCUGAGCCGCCACACGCCCGUCGGCACCAACAGCAUCGAGAAGGUGGAGGGAUGGCGGCAGGCGCACGGCUCUACGCUCAGCCUCAGCAACGGCAACGGCAACCACAACGGCACCCUCGACUCGCGCGCCGACUUCGGCGCCGAGGACGACGUGGACGACAUAUCCGUGUACAAUGGCGACGAGAACCACAAGGUGUGGGCGGGUCGCGACGAGGUUGACGACGGCGGGGCGCUGUACGCGUCCUUCGGCGCCACCAUCACGCGCUCCUCGCGGGCCGGACGGCCGAGGCAGAUCCAGGCGCCCGUGCAGCCGCCGCCGCCGCCGCCUCCGCCGCCCCCCAAGGAGGAGGCGAACGGCAAGAACAAGAAGGCGGCCAAGGAGCGGAUGCGCCGCAAGAAGAUGAUGGGCAGCCGCGAGGAGCUGUACCCCGCGCCGGCCAGGAGCACGAGCGGGUCGCUGGCGCGCGGCUCCACCAUGCAGAUGAACGGGCACGGGCACGCACGGCCCCACAGCUCGCUGUCCGGCCGCGAGCACAUGCAGGCCCUGUACAGCAACGGCACCCUCAUGCGCCCGGGGCCGCCGCCGCACCCGCACCCCGCCAUGCUCAUGACCCUGCCGCCGCCGCCCGGCCACGGCCGCCACCACAUGGUGGCGGUGCCGACCGGCAAGAAGGCGGGCACCUUCGGCAAGAAGAUGCCGCCGCAGAUGGCGAUGGCGCCGGGCCCGCCCCCCAUGAGGUACAUGAUGCCAGUGCCGCCCCCGACGACCAUGGGAAGGCCGGGCCGCAAGGGCCACCCUCAACCCAUGGGUAUGCCACCGAUGGGCCCGCCCAUGGGGCCUCCGAUGGGGCAUCCCAUGGGCCCUCCCAUGGGUCCGCCCAUGGGACCCCCAAUGGGACCACCGAUGGGGCCCCCUAUGGGGCCCCCUAUGGGGCCAAUGGGUCCCAUGGGCCCCAUGCACCACCCGAUGGAGGAGCCGAUCUACAUGCCCUCCGCUCGGCCGCUGAGUCCCGUUGCCUCCUACCAACCGGGCCAUUUCCCGCACGAGGCGUACCUCAUGCAGCAGUACGCGCAGGCCGCCACCGCCACCCUGGACGGCCGCGGCAAGAAGAAAAACAAGAAGAAUAAGAAGAACGGCAUGCCGCCCAUGGCCAUCCCCGUGCCCAUCCCGGCGCUGCCCAUGAUGAUGCCGCCCGGGCCGCCCAUGUCACCCCCGCCCAUGUCGCCGCCUCCCAUGAACGGCCACCACAACCACCAUAACGGCAUGAACGGCCACAGCAAUGGCACGGCCACCAACGGCACCAACGGCGCCAGCCCGGACAACGGCGACGACUCGUCGCCCGUGGAGGAGUCGCCCUUCAACACGGGGAUCUACCGCAAGAAGGGCCAUCUCAACGAGCGCGCCUUCAGCUACUCCAUCCGGCAGGAGCACCGGUCCCGGUCGCACGGCUCGCUCGCCAGCCUGCAGUUCGGGCCGCCCGCCCCGGCCACGCCCGAGCACAAGAAGGAGCGCGAGAUCGUACAGAUGAUGCGAGGCCUGGACCUGCAUGGAGAGGACCUAGAGCGCUCUGAGGUGCCGGCCGCCGUGCUCAGCGCCGCCCAGCGCGCGCGCAGGUAGACCAGGGCCGCGUUGGCGCUCUCCGUGUGAAACUAGUCCCCUGGACGGGCCUCCGGACCAGCCAGCCAGAUGCUGUGAUGAGCCGCGGGACGUCCCCCUGCGUUGUGUCGGACCGACUUUGGUCCACUACCCGAGUGCUCCCAGCCCUCGUCGUCUCACCCACAAGACAGUCAGUGUGCGGAAAGUACCCUCGCCAUAAAAUUUGGCACUUCCCCCCUCCUUUGAUCAUGUGACACAUAUUUUUAUUAUUUUUUGCUGUGAUGACGAUGUGGUCUUGCCGGAUGCGAUCGAGUUAUUCUAGUGAACGUAAAUAGAAACGACAGUGUAAUAAUGAUUGUUGUAUUAAUUAAUUGAAUAAUGACGAUAUUAUAGUUGAUAAUUAGCAAUGAAUUUUUGACGUGGAGUGGCACGUCCGCGGUGCAUUCCAUACAUGCGAUAUGGCGCGCGGAAUGUAAUUAGAA
Molecule: messenger RNA, 3333 nt
Organism: Frankliniella occidentalis (western flower thrips)
Lineage: Eukaryota; Metazoa; Arthropoda; Insecta; Thysanoptera; Thripidae
Product: atrophin-1
Exons: 2
Coding region: 683-2872 (729 amino acids)
Source: RefSeq, a predicted model, not a curated record